Messenger RNA from Pseudonaja textilis, 671 nucleotides. It is a transcript of the gene ATP5PD, whose product is annotated as ATP synthase peripheral stalk subunit d. The record is from RefSeq and is a predicted model, not a curated record. Gene Ontology annotation, molecular function: proton transmembrane transporter activity. Gene Ontology annotation, biological process: proton motive force-driven ATP synthesis. Lineage: Eukaryota; Metazoa; Chordata; Lepidosauria; Squamata; Elapidae.
CCUCUUUCAGGAGAGAGUCGUCCCGAUUGGGCCCGUUGUUCCCCGUCAGUCUUUGGUUCCGGGAGCUUUUUCCGGCGGUGAAGUUCCCGGGGUGGGUGAAGGUGAUAACAAUGGCUGGCCGCAGGGUUGCUCUGAAAGCAAUAGAUUGGGCAGCAUUUGCUGAACGAGUGUCAGCUGAUCAGAAACAUAUGUUUAAUGCUUUCAAAUCACGUAGUGAUGCUAUUGCAGCCAAGCUUGCGUCUUUGCCAGAGACACCACCAGCCAUUGACUGGACUUUCUACAAGACUACAGUUAUGAACCCUACUUUAGUGGAUGAAUUUGAAAAGAAGUUUAAGGCAUUGCAGAUUCCUAUGCCUGCGGAUACCGAAACAGCUAAAAUAACCGCCCAAGAAAAGGAGUCUGAUAAGAAUGCUGCUGACUUCGUACAGGCUUCCAAAGCCCGCAUUGCUGAAUAUGAGGAGGAGCUUCAGCAAUUGAGAAACAUGAUACCCUUUGAAAAUAUGACAUAUGAAGAUCUACCUGAAAAAUUUCGAGAUCCUACACUGGACCCAGUAAAAUAUCCUCAUUGGCCACACAAGCUUAUUGCUGAUGUAUAAACACUGGCUGUUCAAAAGCAUUGUGCAACAUCAGUUCUUCUUCAUAAAUCUAUUAAAUAAAGUAAUUGCACAUGA